AUGCCACGGGAAGAGUACGAAGAAGAGAGUGGCUUUCUUGGUAGAUCACGAAGUCGCGAAUCACGCUUUGGCGGAACUGCAGCUGUGGCGAGCUCACGUGGGUUCCCCCGAAUGAGGCAUGCGCAUGGGUUUGGUGUGGCAGGCGCGUCCAGGCCGGGCGCGAGCUCGCCAGGAGGCUGGGCGGGUGGCUCUGGAAGUAACGAAGGAUCUGGGCGUGGCGAGUUGGACCACGUCAGAGAUAUUCGGAGUUUUCCAAAUGCCAAACCGCCGUUCCGACCUCCAGCCGUAGGGUCCUCGGAACCCCCGGGGGCGGGUAGUCAGCAUGUAGGAAAGAGAGAUAUGCGCCUAUUCGGCGUUCACAGUCACGCUUCACAGCAGUUUCCGGUGAAUGGCUCUGCGAUGAAGGAGGGCAUUGUAGACCACACUGCAAAGUUCACGGAUAACUCUACAGCAGGCUGGUCUGCUAGAGAGUCACACGACGCUGGGUCCGCGAACCAUGUGGACCCAUCUGGUGACCGUGAUAGAGAUUCCGCGUCUGGAGGCCAGCGAAAGCGACGCCCGUUGCCGUUGUCGCGGAGCCGUCGAGGGUUUGAAGGGCGGAGGACAAGUAUAUAUGCAGAUCAAAUAAUUAGUUACCAGCAUGGUGGGCUGUGCCCAAAACGGGUGAAGGCAGCAUUUAUGAGCGUUGCACAAGCGGCAGGCCAGCCUUUCCUUGUCGUGCCGCGACAUAUGCGUGUGGAUGACGCACGCGGAGGCAUUCCGCCCGGCGCCGGUGGAGGGUUUAGGACGCCCGCUGGUAGCGUAUUGGACCCCUCCGGCGGUAGGGAUAAAGCGGGAACUUGGGAGGCAGGAGGCGCUGUCCACCUAAGUUCGGCCUCCGGCUUAGCUGGAGGUACGUCCACUCAGACAGGCUUUCCAUCUACCUGGAACGGUGGAUCGGCGGGGCACGCCGACGCAGACGACUCUGUUCUGCAUAUGAGUGAGGUCAGCGCAGACGAAAGUGAUGAUGAAAUGGAGGAUGGUGAGGUGGAAGAGGCGAAGAAAGACAGUCGGGCGGCGCGCUCGCGACCGGAACAAGUCUCUGGAGUUUCUCGAUCGUACUCCCAUGGACCGGCAGAGUCUGCUUCGGGAGUGACGGAUAAAUCUGCAGCGUCAUCUUUCGCAGGCGCAGCAAAUGCACAGCGCGAGGGCCAGGGGGCGAACGUGCCUGGCAGUUGGGGCUCUUUCCACUCUGCUGCAGGCUUGUCAGCUGGUCCUGCGGGAGCAGUCUCUACUGGCGCGAGAGACAUGCCUUUCCAGGGCCAGGGCUUUGGUGUGUCCGCGUCGUCUCUUGCGUCGAGAGUCGCGUCAGAGGCUCCUAGCUUACUCGGACCGCCCCCGCGAGGGGCGUUGUUCAGACCUCCGUCAUCUGCCUUAGGUGCUGUAGGGUACUCCGUCACCAGAAACAACAGCACUUCAGAACAUCGGCCCUUUGCAGAAGUGUCUCCGAGUGUGGCUUCAGCGACUUCACCAGACGCUGUUGAUGGCCAGAGCAGCUUGGGGCCACAGACAGUUCCCGUGCAGUCAUCGAUGAGUGUUCACGCACUCGGCCCUGCAAGUGCUUCUGAGCGUAGUUCAAGUAUGGGUCGCGCCCGGCCUGUAGAUCCGCGGCUGCUGCGACAGCGAAAGCAGCAAGGUGCGGAGGGCGCGCCCGUGUCACAUGAAGCAAGCGAUUCGAGUGGGGAGGCGCUCGUGUCCGCAGAAUGUGCCACGGCAGUAGAGGGAACAGCAGAAGUGGGCGACAAGGUCUUGCCUGAAGUGAUUCGCUAUGUAAGCUCUUUUGAUGGCACCGUUUUGGAGCUCAAAAACCCUCCGACGCCUCCGCCACCUGGUUCGCUACCGCCCGAGCUUCAGAACACGUGUGUGGCCCGAGGGAAAUUGCCGCUUCUCUUGGACUUGGACAAUACGCUGCUGCAUGCUCAGGCAGCAGCAGCCACGGGGUGCGAUGUGCGCCUCCAGGAUUGGCUCGAUCCGUAUGGAGAACCCGAGUUGUAUCGGUUCGAACUGCCGUGCAACCGCAAGACUUACUAUAUGAAACUUCGGCCCUACCUGAGGACUUUCUUGAAGAAGCUGGAGCCAUUCUACGAAAUGAGCGUGUACACAAAUGCUACUCAAGAAUAUGCGGACAUAGUCAUUGCGAUUUUGGAUGACAAUCGUCAACUUUUCCAGGAUCGGAUUGUCGCGCGUGACAGCGGCUUCAGAGGAGAGGCCUCAGAGAAUAAAGCUGUUCGACGAUUAUACGAAGGAAUGGAUAAAAGGUGCAUUGUUGCUUUCGAUGACCGUCAAAACAUCUGGACAGACCUGCCUCUGACUCAUGUAGUGAAGGCGCAGCAUUAUGACUUCUUCGACUCGCAUAAAGCAGAGCUGAACGCCUACUAUCCCCCUUUAUCGAACGGCAUUGGAGGAAUGGCAACUGCGGACAUUAUGGGAAACAGACAAAACGAGGACGAGGGCAUGAUGGAUCCUGUUGGCUGUAGUUCCUUGUCACAGGCAGGACAAGACCAGCAGUCGACGAACACACCUGUGCAACAGCAUCUAAGUCGAGCGGCUGCAGAGGGGAAAAAGCCAUGUGAUUGGGACAGGCAUCUGGAAUGCAUGCUCAAGUUGUUUUUGCAUCUCCAUACAGAGUUUUUCAAAGAUCCAAUCAACGCCAACAUUGGAGCGAUCCUGUGCAAUUUCCAGCAGAAGGUACUCUCUGGCGUAGGUAUUUUCUUCACGGGAUUUAGAAAAACCUUCUCUCCAGGAGCUGCUGUAGCUGACUGCGAAGAACGGCAGGCCGAACUUGCGCAGCGCCUCGGUGCAAAGGUCUACAAGCGAUACGACGAGGAAGGAGUGACUCAUGUUGUGGCCGGCAAAAACAAUACGAAUAACAUGCUUGCGUGCAAGGAGAAUACGAACCUGGCCCGUGUGCACACACUCUGGCUGUAUUGCUGCGAGGCUGCACUGGCACGGGUGCCAGAAUCUGCUUUUGACGCUGAUGCACUGUGCACCUACUACGACAACAGUCCUCCGACUGCUCCAUACCGUGACCACUGGGUGCAUCUAGCCCAAGAAAAGCCGGUUGCGGAGCAUGAACCAGCUCAUCCAUUUCCUCCACCGGAGAGCCUUCCCGUACGAGAGUUCCUUAGCACUGGCACGUAUAGUGACGGCGCCACGCUAACGUCGCCGUACGAGGAGUUGCUGUUCAUUUGGCGACCGGAGAAGCAGACGGUUCGACAGCUGUACGCCACUGAUGACUGUCGCGGCUUGUCUGUACCGACGGCCAAUCCAAAAGGUGCGCCCCUCGUGACGCCGGUAACAGGCACCCACAGUGCGUCAUUGUGUGGUGCUCUCUGCGGUCCUGGUGCGCCUACUGGCCAGGGCGUGAUUUGUGCCACAUCGCACCAGCAGUCGCAGCGGCUUCAUGCCUAG
This is a messenger RNA of Neospora caninum, 3450 nucleotides long. RefSeq lists its product as hypothetical. The transcript is spliced from 4 exons. NCBI's taxonomy places the organism in Eukaryota, Apicomplexa, Conoidasida, Eucoccidiorida, Sarcocystidae. Gene Ontology annotation, molecular function: RNA polymerase II CTD heptapeptide repeat phosphatase activity. The coding region runs from base 1 to 3450 and encodes 1149 amino acids. The record is from RefSeq and is a predicted model, not a curated record.